This is a messenger RNA of Zymoseptoria tritici IPO323, 1722 nucleotides long. It is a transcript of the gene TAN, whose product is annotated as tannase precursor. The record is from RefSeq and is a predicted model, not a curated record. The transcript has 4 exons. NCBI's taxonomy places the organism in Eukaryota, Fungi, Ascomycota, Dothideomycetes, Mycosphaerellales, Mycosphaerellaceae. Bases 1 to 1722 code for a protein of 573 amino acids.
AUGCAGCAUCCCCGCCUCACCUUGCUCGCGAUCGUGUCAUUCUACGCCGAACGCGUGGUCUCGGCGUCCUGCAAAGCUUCGACGAUCAGGAAAGCCCUGCCUGACCUCCUCGGAGUCGAGAUCAAGAAUGUGAAAGCGGAGGAGGUUCUGCAAUGGAAUGAGUAUGCGACUUCGGCGCCGACGGUGCCGUUUUUGCCUGUGCAGCCGAAGCCGAUUGAUUUUUGUGAUGUUACGGUGACUUAUGGGCAUAAUGGCCAUGGCGAUGAGAUUAAUGUGAAAGUCUGGCUGCCAUUGAAAGACGAGGACUGGAAUGGCCGAUUCCUCGGACAAGGAGGUUUGGGAUGGGCCGCCGGCAACGUCGGCGCCCUCGCAGGCGGUGUAGGAAUGGGCUACGCCACCGCCGACUCAGACACCGGACACACCUACAACGGACACCCAGCCGACGUAGCCCUCAGCUCCACCAGCUGGGCCUUCACAGGCAAAGGAAACGUGAACCUCCACGCCUUACAAAAUUUCGGCUACCGCGCUCUAGAAGAACUCACCCUCCUCGCCAAAUCCGUGACGGAAACUUACUACGCCAAAGACAUCGCCUACUCCUACUGGCAAGGCUGCAGUACCGGUGGAAGGCAAGGUUUGACAAUGGCCCAACGCUUCCCAACCCUCUACAACGGCAUCCUCGCCGCCGCCCCCGCCAUCAACUGGGUCACCUUCCUCAUCACCGAAUACUACGCCCACGUCCGCAUGUCUUCCCUCAAUUACCACCCACCCGCCUGCGAACUCCUCGCCAUCCGCGACUUCGCCAUCACCGCCUGCGACGACCUCGACGGCGUCCGCGACGGAAUCAUCGCCGCCCCCGGCGACUGCACCUUCUCCCCCUUCUCCGUCGUUGGGGAACCUUACACCUGCGACGGUGAGGACCGUAAAAUCACCCCUCAAGCCGCGGAGAUCGCAGCCGUGGUCUGGAGCGGUCCCAACAACACAGAUGGGAACCCGAUCUGGUACGGUCUCUCCCCGGACUCCCUCCUCCCCGGCGCCGACCCCCUCUACAAAGGUCUCGCCCGCACGACCUGCUCUCCUUCCUCCACCGACGCCAGCGACUGCAAAUCCGACCCAUUCCCCAUUUCCGCCGACUGGAUCCGAAAUUGGAUCCUCCGCGACCCCUCCUACGACCUCUCUUCCAUCGACACGGAUUCCAAAUUCCUCGAUAUACUCAAGAUCUCACAAGAUGAAUACCACUCCCUCAUGGACUCCGCGAUCCCCGACCUCCGCACUUUCAAGCAAAGUGGCGGGAAAAUCCUCACCUGGCAUGGAUUGGCCGAUCAACUCAUUCCUCCCAACGGCACCAUCGACUACCACGAGCGGGUCGCAGCCCACACCUCCUCCUCCUCCUCCUCUAGCAGUAUUAAAGACUUCAUGCGCCACUUCGAAGUCCCCGGCCUAGCGCAUUGUUUCGGCGGUCCUGGGCCUUUCCCGCUCACCGCUUUCAAUAGUCUGGUGGAGUGGGUGGAAAAGGGAGUCGCGCCGGAGAAAUUGGGGACCGUGCAGUUACCGGGUAUGGAUGGCAGUCCGCCGGAGGUGGUGAGGGGACGGGUGGUUUGUGCGUGGCCGAGGGUGGGGGUUUGGGAUGGGGUGGGGGAUGUGAAUGAGGAGGGGAGUUGGAGGUGUGAGGAGGGGUUUCCGGGGGGGUUGGUUGGGGAGAGGGAGGGGCAUGAUGAGUUGUAA